AUGUGUCAAAAAAAUUUCAUGUUCUUGUGUUACGGAUUUUUUCUUCUCAUCGCUCCAACGAAAUCUCUGCAAAAUUUUACCAACAAUGAGAAGAGAGGUGAUAAUUUGACGAUGCAAUAUGAAGCAGACACUGAUUCCACAACAAUUAAGGAUGAUGAUCAAAUACCGAUAAACUCUCACACCAAUUUGACAUAUGUCAAUUAUAAAGAAAACUCUACGUCUCAGGAAGUUUAUGAAAAUCUGCUUGAAAAGAAUGAUUCCAUGUCGAAAGAAGUCUUUGAAAAUUCCAUUAAGGAUAUUGAACGUAACUUCGUUUCAUACGAAAUGUGCCAUAAUAUUACUUGCAUUCAGUUCUGCUGUCCUCUUGGUACCAGUAUGAUCAAAGGCACCAUAUGCGUUCCAGAUAAAACUAGAUACGAAUUUCCGCAUGUGUACGAAUACGAGAACGAUUCAAUGCAAAACGAGAAUAAAAGAGCGGAUAAAUUGUAUCGGUUUGCCGUUUACGAUCCGUGCUUGGAAACUCAACGUUACUUGGUGGAACGGGGUCAUCAGCACAAUUAUAAGAUUUUUGCCAAUGGAUCUAUUUAUUUACCUUUUUAUAAAAAAUUAUUCAAUUCAAAAUCGUAUUGUAUUGUUCAUUUCUUAAACUGGGGGACCAAGUUCGAAGUGACUGUUUGUUCAGAAACUCAUAAUCAAAUUUACAGGAACUCGAUGAAGCUCCUGCCUGAGCUCCGCUGGAGACUUAAAACAAUAACGAUAUAUGCCAGCAUGUCAUUAGUGUGUUUAUUAUUUUUGUUACCAAUAUUUAUAGUGUAUUCCAUAUUGCCAGAACUCCGAAAUGUACACGGCUUCAUGCUGCGCAAUUACACCUUUGCUGCAUCCAUCGCAAUCACAAUUACGGCACUAAAAUAUAUAUAUUACCAAACAGAAAUGACUUAUUCCGCCUGCAUUACACUUGGGGAUUUGCUUCGUUACAAAAAAACGUCCGACAAUCUGGAAACAAAAGAUGUGUUGUAUUAUACGAUUUUUGCGUACGGUUGUCCAUUUAUACUUGGUAUUAUUUGUGUCAUUGCCGUGGAUUUUUUUUCCAAUUAUAUACCAAAAAAUUUGAGACCAGAAUUCGAGACAGGAAGUUGCUGGUAUAAUGGUGCCCGUACUGGAGCAUAUGUGCUGUAUUUUUACUGGAUCAAAACUGCAUGUACCAUUAGUAGCGUUUGCUUUUCGAUCUCUGCGGCAAGGAAUAUCAAACGCUACGAACAGGAUACAAACUUUCGUCUGUCAGAUUCGGAAAGCAAGCGAUAUAAUGACGACAAGAAAUGGUUUAAUCUAUAUAUGAAGUUAUUUAUCGCGAUGUUUAUCAUAAUGGCCCUGAAUUGGUGUGUGCUUACAAUGACAUGGUUGUUUAACAAUCGUACAUAUUAUUAUUUAUUAUAUGGUGCUGGUUCGUUAGAGAUAGUGCAGAGUUUCUGCACCUUUAUUAUAUUUGUUUGGAAGAAGAAGAUCAAGAUGAUGUUACUGAAACGAUUUGGGUACAAGACGAAUGUAUCGAACACUUAA
This is a messenger RNA of Nylanderia fulva, 1557 nucleotides long. NCBI's taxonomy places the organism in Eukaryota, Metazoa, Arthropoda, Insecta, Hymenoptera, Formicidae. The record is from RefSeq and is a predicted model, not a curated record.